Messenger RNA from Botrytis cinerea B05.10, 1288 nucleotides. RefSeq lists its product as hypothetical. The transcript is spliced from 2 exons. Bases 55 to 1005 code for a protein of 316 amino acids. The record is from RefSeq and is a predicted model, not a curated record. NCBI's taxonomy places the organism in Eukaryota, Fungi, Ascomycota, Leotiomycetes, Helotiales, Sclerotiniaceae.
GACUUUCAAUCAACUAGUAUUUUACACUACUUUCUACUAGACUUAAUCAUUAUCAUGGGCUUAUUCCGAAGUAAAGACAAAACUCGCCUUGAACCGCCUCUAACGACACUCCCAACUCCUCCAGACGAUGAAAGUAGGGUCUUGAACAAUCGCAAUAAUGAUUCCUUUAGAAGUAGCAAUAUCUCGAGCGCAGAUACUCGAAUAAACCAAGCUCAAAAUCAAAAUCCUGGAACCACAACGACAACUACAACGACAACUACCACUACGACCACAACAGUCCGUAGUGAUGGUUCAACUCAAGUUCAUACUCACCCAUAUGACCCUUCAAUCGACCCUCCUCCUGCAUCCUCAACUACUUACGCAUUAAAUGAGCCACCUGUUCCACCAAUUGGAACCCCUCAACACACUCAAACACCAGUACCUUCCGAACCAGAACAGUCCCUCCGAAGAUCAAGUACUGGUGGGGGUCGUGUAAUUCCCGAACGUUCACCACUUCGAAAUUCGAAUCCCGUUCCCCCUCUCGUGAUAGACCAUGCUAUGGACUCGAAUUCUCCCAAUCCCUCAAACAUCGCCGGCACGAACACUAGCACCACAAAUGCUCAAAUGAAUUCACAGGCCAACCAUGAUAUUCACGAUCAGAACUUAACAUCAAACACGAACACAACCAAUCCGCCUAGACUGCCAAUCAACGAGCAGCAAACGCCAAAUAGUCCUACAAAACCUAACGUCAAUUUUUCCCGCCCAGGAGGCAAACGAGAGAGUAUUGCAAAUGCUGCGAGAGGUAUUCAUGGAGCUGGAGAAGCGCUUAGGGGAAGUGUAAACUCGGCAAUCGCAGGAGGACUUAGGGAUCAAAAGGAUCUCGAACAAAACCAGGCAAUCAAAGAGCAGGGAAUGAGAGAGUUUACGAAUAGUGGCUUUAGAGAAAAGGCAGGGAACAGACUGAGGAGGAGAAGCGGAGGAAUUGCGAAUGGGAAUCAGGCUGGGGUUGUGGGAGGGAGAGUUUGAGGGAUCCGUGCGGUUGAUGAGAUGGACGGUGGAUAUAAUGCGGCUGUAACAUGAAUGGUAAGUUUGUAUCUAUGGAUUGGUGUUAAGGUUCUAGGCUGCGAGAUUUGGGUGCGUACGAACGAUAUGCGUUGCACAACAUGAUAUCCACUGUUUUAGUUCGCUUCAAGAAUCAACAAUAUCUGGAUGUAUCAAUCACAACAUUGACUCGGUGGAUGUGCGCCUGUCAAAUAAUACUUGCCAUUUUUUAAGAAUGAUCUAUAUCCAAUUUUAAUAUAGAGCUAUA